GGCGGCUACCGCCGCAACUAUACUCUCAGGCUCAGGUUAGGUUAUGUUGGCAGUUGGCGCUCGUGCGCGGUCUGUUGCGUGUUCGCGCUGUGUUGCAGUGUACGUCGCAUAUACUUGUAUAGCUAUAUGUACUAACAUUCUACUAUCGCAUGCAGUUGGCGCACCGCGCAGGUAGUGCACAUUUUCUCGCGUCGCGCGCAACAAUCGCUGUUCGUCGUUAUAAGUACUUGCUGUGAUCGGUCUCUUCAUGCGCAUGUGUGGUGCGAUGUGUCCUCGUCAACUAUCAAGCUGCAUUAGAGAAUAGAGAGAGGGCCGAAACUUGAAUUGGCGUUCUCCACUUCGAGCGGUCGCAUUCAUAAUUUUUCGCUACAUCGCUACAUGUGACAAUGUGACACAUCAACUUACAUAGUAUGUACAUGACCACAUACUAUAAAAAACCCAAAGUUGCAGCGCGGGACGUUGAGGAAGAACGAGAGGUUAAGUCGUGGAUCGUCAGGAUAUUAUGUCGACCUAACCUUAACUUGAGGCAUCGUUGUAUCAGCGUCGUUAUAUAUAUAUAGGUACCUACCUAUAGACAUAUGUCAGCUGCUCGGCAGCGCCGGCGGUAAAUUCAAAUCCACACGUAAGCUUUAUCGAAUCGGCGAGGAUGGAGACGCACAAGUUUCUCGGUGAGUUUAUCGACCUGUACAAAAGCUACCCCUGCCUCUGGAAGUACAGUUGCAAGGACUACCGGAACAAAACGGUCAAGGACAGCGCAUACGCGGCUCUGCUCGACAAAUUGCGAGAGAUAGAUCCUCGCGCGGACAAGAACAGCGUGAUGCGCAAGAUCAAUGCCCUGAGGACUUCCUUCCGCAGGGAGCACAAGAAGGUGCGCAGGGUUCAGUUGCAGACCAAGAAGAAGUACGUGCCCUCCUUGUGGUACUACGAGCUGUUAAAGUUCGUCGUGGAAAAGCAGGAUUUUACCGAGCCACCGCCAGGCUUGGCUAUUCUGAAUUGGUCUGCUGAGCAGAAUGCGACGAGUGCCUCCGUUGACGCUCACUCGGACGAUCUGAAAUCCGACUCGGCUAUGGACUUUUUCGAGGAUACGGAGAGCAUAGAUCUCGAGUCGAAUAUCCAGAUCAAGCUCGAGCCGUCGACAUCCUCGGCGAGCUCGCCCACUCUAUUGUUGACCGACGAAAUCCCCGAGCAGGAAGUCGACACGAUCGUGCGAGAGGAGGCAGCAGCGGCAACAAGAACGGUAACCGAUCGCGCACGCAGCCCGCUCAGGCAAGAGUCCUCGAGCGCGCUCAGCGCCACCGGCGAGCGGGCUGCGGACCUUGACCGAUUUGGCUCCUACGUAGCUUCCAAGCUCAAACGCUCCAGCAGGAAACAGAGCAUAAUCGCCGAGAAGGUUAUUGCUGAAGUGCUCAUGAGGGCGAAUCUAGGAACUCUAGACGAAACGACCGCUCUCACGGACACUAACCUGCCACCUGCGCCCAGCUCCUGUUUGCCCUGAAAAAUCAGCCCCGGCUUAUUCCUUUUUUCCUGAUCUCAUCUACUUUCUCCGCGCCUCUGUCUAUAUAAUUUAUACAGUUUAUUAUUUCGCUGACAAAUCGAUUCAUAGAUGCUGAUGUUUUCGUGCGUUUUUUUACCACAUUACGUUACAGUACAUUACUUCAUUAUUACUUGAUAAGUAUAGCUACUAUAUAUGUGCAUCGUGCCUUAUUUCAUAGACGCCUCGGAAAUUUCUGACAAUAAUCCAGCGACUGUGUAUACAUAUAUCAUAAUGCUAUUGUCAUAAGACAGCGUAGGUUGCUCAUACUGCUGGAAUACUUUGAUACCUGUUACAAUAAAAGAAUUAAAAAACCAA
Nasonia vitripennis (jewel wasp) is the source of this 1849-nucleotide messenger RNA. RefSeq lists its product as uncharacterized. The transcript has 3 exons. NCBI's taxonomy places the organism in Eukaryota, Metazoa, Arthropoda, Insecta, Hymenoptera, Pteromalidae. The record is from RefSeq and is a predicted model, not a curated record. Bases 647 to 1495 code for a protein of 282 amino acids.